Messenger RNA from Triticum aestivum (bread wheat), 1091 nucleotides. RefSeq lists its product as uncharacterized. The record is from RefSeq and is a predicted model, not a curated record. The transcript has 2 exons. The coding region runs from base 102 to 623 and encodes 173 amino acids. NCBI's taxonomy places the organism in Eukaryota, Viridiplantae, Streptophyta, Magnoliopsida, Poales, Poaceae.
AAGUACGUGGAACCAUCCUGACCUUAUCUCUUCCAAACAGACAACUUUAUCUCUUCACAUGGAUAAACUUAGACGGCAGCUGACCAGCUAAAAUAAUUCACAUGCCUCCACUGCCAAUCUUAUCUGUUCCAGGCAACCCGCGCUCUACUGCUCCUUGUUCGUCAAAGUUGAGACAGAUAGAGGAUGCAGUAGGGGAGGCCAGGAAGGGUGAUGGCCGCAUGCCUCGUCUAUGUGGCUGCUCGGCGACGUCGAGCGGGUGGCGGGCUGGAGGAGUUGGGUGCUGGGCCUACCCUGUGAUGAGCUUGGUCCUCGCCCGCGACCCCGUGUUCAUACCAUCGGUCGGAGGUCGAGCAGACCGCUUGAACGGCGCUGCUACUGCUCGUUUGGAGUGCACGGGCCGUCGGCUUCUUCGAGAGGCUUUGGGGCGCUGGUGGCGCAGGCGCCACGGGUCUCACCGCGAUGUUCGGGCAGCGGGCCCGGCUUCGGACGACGAUCAAUUCGGGGCCACGGAGAGGAGCGGCGGCGAGGAACCGGAGAACUGCGCUGCCAUUGGCGAUCAUGGAGCCCAGUGCCCCGCCUUCCUCCACCUCGGCUCUGACCCCCUCUGCACCAGAUCCACCUAGCCAAGACCUCUGUCGCGUCGCCCCCGCCGAAACUCCAGGGCCGCCCGCUUAGAUCCCGAGCACCGUCGUCGAGCGGCGCCUCCGUACGCCGUGCGUCCUUUCCUUCAUUGAUAUGGGCCAGCAGCUUCGUUUCUUUUGGCAACUAAAAAAUAGAGGUAUGGGCCAGCCGGCCGGCUCUGCUUAGUUUUAAGUGUACGUCGCGAUUUCUCUACGUCGUGUUACUCCUGAUUUGUAUGUUCGGUUUUUGAUUUUCCUCAAACGGACAAAACCCCAUAACAGGACUAAAUAAAACAAAACCAAACCAAAAAUAUCUAUUCUCUUUAAUAGUAGGUAUAGAUAUAUAUAUUUGCUUGCUGUUAUUUAUAAUAAUGUUUAGCAUCUUUUAUGUCAAUAAAAGUGGCAAGGGUAGCCUUUGUCAUGCUUAUUUCGCCAAAUCUAUAUGUUGCUGUUUCAAAACAGAAAGUUUAU